AUGUCCAAGAGCGAAGGAUACACCCCAGUAGUUGCGUCAAACGACGACGAUGAGCCAGAUGACUGGGACAAGCGAAUCUUCAGCACCGGCUGCGCAGCCGAACAGCUUAAGAUGAAUGAUUGUUACUACGAAAAGAGAGAUUGGAGAGCCUGCAAGAAAGAUAUGGAAGCAUUCCGCGAAUGCUGGAAACGUCACGGAAAUGACCAGAGAACAGAAUCCAAAGAUGUCUAG
Molecule: messenger RNA, 231 nt
Organism: Paecilomyces variotii
Lineage: Eukaryota; Fungi; Ascomycota; Eurotiomycetes; Eurotiales; Thermoascaceae
Exons: 4
Coding region: 1-231 (76 amino acids)
Biological process (GO): mitochondrial respiratory chain complex IV assembly
Cellular component (GO): mitochondrial intermembrane space
Source: RefSeq, a predicted model, not a curated record